AUGAUGGCGUCCCCCUAUGGCCUCUGGGGGUAUCUCAGGUUGAAGGCAAUCGCAUCGCUUCUCCGCCUGCUUACCUACGUUUUUACGCGCUCUCACUUCCGGCCAUCCUCAACGUGUAAGCGCAAGGAAGUGCGCAUCCCGUCCCGCGAGAAGGGCCGCUUCAUCAAAGCUUGGAUCUACCACCCGCCCGGCUACGUCGACGGCGGCGAGCCUUCGGGGGUCGUCGUCAAUUGGCAUGGAGGCGGUUACAUCAUUCCCAAUUUGGGCAUGGACCACGCCUUCUGCGAGCGGGUGGCCCGCGACACGAAUCUUCAGGUACUGGACGCCGACUACCAGAAAGGACCUGAGCGGCCGUUCCCCGGGGCUGUAGAAGACGCCGAGGACGUGCUGCGAUGGGUCGAGAGCCAGAAGCGCGUCUUCGACAUCGACCGGGUGGCGCUGUCUGGGUUCAGUUCCGGCGGCAACCUGGCACUGGUGGCGGCGUCCGAUCUGCGACGCCAAUUCAAGAACAUCAACAUCCGAGCCGUCUACGCUUUCUACCCUGGCGUCGACCUGAGCAUAACCGCGGAGGAGCGGUUGGUACCAGAGCCCAUCGAGCCGCUGCCCGCUUGGUUCCAGCGCUUCCUUGCCGACGCCUACGUCCCGAGGGUUCAGGACCGGACGUCGCCCAGGGUGUCGCCAACGUUUGCCGAGGCGUCUUCGUUCCCUGAGCGCACCAUGCUCUUUGUCUGCUCGGGAGAUGUGCUGGCGCCGGAGACAGAGGCCUUUGGCCGGAAACUGGAGCAGGCUGGAUGUGGCGUCGAGGUGGUCAAGCUGGAAGGGGUUGGGCACGGGUUCGACAAGACGAUCAAGCCGAGGCUGCAUAACCCUGAGAAGACGGAGCUGGCGUACAGCAAGGUUAUCAAAAGCCUCAAGGCUACCAUUUAG
Molecule: messenger RNA, 927 nt
Organism: Purpureocillium takamizusanense
Lineage: Eukaryota; Fungi; Ascomycota; Sordariomycetes; Hypocreales; Ophiocordycipitaceae
Exons: 1
Coding region: 1-927 (308 amino acids)
Molecular function (GO): hydrolase activity
Source: RefSeq, a predicted model, not a curated record